UAACACGGAAGUCUUUCAGAGACGCACAGGCGCCAUGUUGGACUGAAUGGACAGUCAACACGGAAGGAAGAGUAUUGCCGUGUUUUAAGUCAAAAUAAGUCCAUUUUAAAGGCUCACUUCUGCUUAAACAUGCGAUACAAAGUGGCAGAAACAGCAGGCUGAAUUUUAAAGUUGACCGAAGAAACAUGGAGGCGAGGUUCGGCAGCGAAGUGGCGUCGAUCGUUGAGGUGGCCAUCCAGGCGACUGUGUCCGUCUUCAGGGAUGUCUGGGCGAAAGAGGCGCCGAGCGCGGGCUGGGAGGAGGCGAAGUUCGGGGAAAUCCAGGAGAUAGAGAAGUGCCUGGUGGUCCAGAUCCACAAGGUGUUCACGGACUUCUCCUCGGAGCUGUUCGAGGAGAACGAGGCUCUGCGGGCCAAAGUGGAGCAGCUGGAGGACGUGCUGCAGAGGAAAGCCGGGCAGCUGGAGCAGGAGCUGGAGGCCAGAGUGGGUCAGCUGGGCAGAGACAUGGAGCAGCUGGAGAAGGAGCUGAAAAACAUCAGCAAGACGCCAGGAGAGCCCACACAAGUCCAGCUGCAGGAGGGCUCAGUGGCAGGACAGCUCGCGGUUUCAGCCUCCACCAAUCAGGAUACCCCAGAGGAGACUGAAUCCUCCCAGAGCUCAUCCUUAGUUCCAGCAGGAGGCUCUGAAUUUGUUCCCAUCUCCACAGCUGCAUCUGUGACUGUACCGACACCUGCAGCAGCUCCCAUGGUGUUUGUCAGCUCUGAUCCCCCAGAGCUGAUGGUGGACGCCAGUGAAGUCUUCACCCAACAACCUCCUGAACCGUCGACGAAUGCUUCUGAAACAACACAAACAACACCGUUCAGCCUCAGACCGGCAGCUUCACCGGGUUACACACAGCAAGAAGUCCCCAGUCCAGACUCCAGCACCGUCAGCGGACUCGACUCUACGCAGGAAAAGAAUUCUUUGGAAGUGGGACCCUCCAGGAGAACGAGGCGGACGAGAAGGGCAACUGAAAAAGCAGAAAAAAUUUCUGCUGAGAACAACAUUGAAGAGAAAAAUGGCAAGCUGGAAGAACAGGUCAGAAGGUUGAGGAAAAAAGACUCACGGACAGUAAAACGCUUCUUCUGUGAUCAUUGUGACGUCGGUUUCCACUGGAAAGGUGAGCUGAAGAAGCACAUGAAGGUCCACAAGAAGGCUUUUCCGUGUGAGCAGUGUGGCAGGAGCUUCCUCGAGAAGUCGUCUUUGGAAAAUCACCUUUUACGUCAUGAGGCCACCAAAGCUCCGCUGCCCUUCCCCUGUCCUCAGUGUAAACGAUCGUACAGGAAAGAAGAAUCACUCCAGAAUCACCUCAAACGUCACCAGAAGAUGAAACCGCCGAAGCCGUUCGGCUGCGAUCAGUGUGGGAAAACAUUCAGGAUCAAGCAGUCUCUGGAAAACCACCUGUUGCGCCAUGAGAAGUGGAAGCAAUUGUUGAAGUGCCAGCUUUGUGACAAGACCUGCAAGACGUCGGUGCAGCUCAAGUGUCACAUGGCCGUGCACUCGGAAGAAAGACCUUUCAGCUGCGCGACAUGCGGGAAGGACUUCAAGAGCAAAGACACUCUUCGCUUCCACCAGAUGGUUCACACGAACACCAAAAAAUACAAAUGCCCCUUGUGUGAGGAGACUUUCAAAUACGCCCACUCGCUGACAGUGCACAAGAGGAAGCACACGGGCGACACUCCAUUCAUCUGCGGUGUGUGCAACAGGUCGUACCGGACCGGCACCGCUCUGAAAAGACACAGCGUCGUCCACACGGGAGAGAAACCCUUCACCUGUCACAUAUGUGGAGCAAGGUUCAGCUUGAACAACAACCUCAAACGGCACCUUCGCAUCCACACAGGAGAGAAGCCAUUCACCUGCCAGGAAUGUGGAAAGAGUUUCUCAGACAACAACAAGCUCAAGUCCCACAUGCUCAUCCACGGUGCCAGGAAGCCGUUCAUGUGCGACCUGUGCGGGAAGACGUUCCUCUUCAACUGCCGGCUGCUCAUACACCAGAAGUACGUGCACGCCAACAGGAGCGAGGAGUCGGACGGUACGCAGAAUUUCUUCCAGAACAGACGACAGAACAAGUCGCUGGUGAAACCGUUCAGCUGCAAAAUAUGUCUGAGGGGUUUCAGCGCGGCAUGUUCCCUCAAGCUCCACGAGCGAGGCCACAGCGAGCACAAGGAGUUCAACUGCACCACAUGCGGGAAGUCCUUCCACAACAAGUACUCUUUCAGCUACCAUCAGCGCAGCCACUCGGGGGAGAAGCCGUUCGUCUGCGACGUGUGCGGGAAGCGAUUUUUCCACGCUGCUAGCCUGAAGCAGCACGAGCGCAUUCACACCGGUGAGAAACCGUACAAAUGCGACCAGUGUGGGAAAGCCUUCAGAACGGACGGAAACUUCUACAGGCACCUGCGGAUCCACACGGGGGAGAAACCGUUCGAGUGCAUGUAUUGUCACAGGAAGUUCCACCAGUCGAAUCAGCUCAAGUCCCACCUGCAGGUCCACACUGGCCAGAAGCUCUACUCCUGUCAGCAGUGUGGCCGAGGCUUCUCUGAUUCAAGGCAGCUCAAGAAGCACAGCUGUGACACCUCGUAGCGACGCAUUUUCUGUUAUGUUUUCCACCUCUGCAAAUGGGAGCCAUGAAGGCAUUAGUUACAUACGACCCAGUGGAUUUAUGCUCAAGAUAUUGUGUGACCCAGAAAUAACUUCACAAGUUUCAUGUUUCUAAUCUGGUGCAGUUUGGUUAAUUUAUGAGCAAGUCAAUUGAGAAGAUGUUAUAAUUUAUUUUGGUUUUGAAAGUGUGUUCAGCUGUUGCAGCCAUGAAGAAAAAUAUCUGCUUGUGAUAGUUUAACAGUAAGAAUAGGAUGCUUAUAUUAGCUGAACACUUCAACUCUCACUUGUCUGAUAUGUUAGAGUUAAUGGAUUAUUUAAAAGUGAUUAUUAAUGAGAAACACAGUUGCAGCUCUGUUCUCAGUAGGAGUUAACAGCAUUUUUUGUGGCAUUUAGAAUAUUUUCUUUCUUGGUUGUUUAAAAAUCUUGAAGAACAGGAAUUAAUGAAACAUUGUGGCUGUUUAAAAGUAAAGUUACUCAUGAAACCUAAGUAAAAGUAUUUAGGUAGGACACAUCUUCUAGGAUGUCAUAGUUAUUUUCAGCAACUGCAAGUAUUUCUCUUUUACCAUUUGAGUUCUUACUAAAGUGAAGAAUACGGUAUUUUAUUGGCUUUUUUGUUAAUUUGAAAGAUUUAUUGUUUGUAUUCAUGUUUGUGAAUUCAUAAUAAUCCGGUUGAUUGCCGUUGAGAUGAAAUUAUUUUCAAAAUGAACUUAUAAGUCUUAUGUACAGUGCUCUGUAAAGAUGUAGUCUAUAUAUUUUUUUCUGCUCGGAACUGCAAUAAUAAACAUUUGCAGUCAGGUUAA
Messenger RNA from Acanthochromis polyacanthus (spiny chromis), 3436 nucleotides. RefSeq names its product oocyte zinc finger protein XlCOF6-like. Lineage: Eukaryota; Metazoa; Chordata; Actinopteri; Pomacentridae. Bases 186 to 2618 code for a protein of 810 amino acids. Gene Ontology annotation, cellular component: nucleus. The transcript is spliced from 4 exons. The record is from RefSeq and is a predicted model, not a curated record.